UUUUAUAAGAUAAGUAUGGCUUGUAUAAUAUCAGCUUCGAAACUCAUAAACUAUUACGAAACUCAUAAACUGUGUCCAUCCAGUUGUUUUCAAUACACCUCUCUCUCUCUAAACGCGGACUUUCUUCUCCGACUGCUCCGGCGCCGUUUCACCACGACUCGAGGAAAUCAAAGGGAAAAAGAUCGAGAAAGUGCUCAAGCUCGUAAUGCCAAAGGCAAAAUUAAAGAUGAUGGGUUGACCCCUGAGCAGCGUCGUGAAAGAGACGCUAAGGCGCUUCAGGAGAAGACCGCGAAGAAGGCAGCUCAGGCGGCAGGGGUAGUGAUGCUGGAGCAAUCUCAGAUUAUACUAUUCUUGGUUGCUCCAGCUAAUGACUCGUCUCAGCCCAUGACUUCGACUGAUUCAGCAUCUCUAGCAAUAAAUCCACUGGAAGGAUGUGGUGUCUACGAGGCACCAAUGGAUCCACUUCUUCAACCAGAACCACAAUUCAGUGACAAUGAUGAAACUGAGUUAUAUUCUGUGUCCUGGAACCAAGAUUAUGGUUGCUUUGCUGCUGGCACCAGUCAUGGUUUCCGCAUAUAUAAUUGUAAUCCUUUUAAGGAAACAUUCAGGCGUGAUUUAAAAACUGGGGGGUUUAAGAUAAUAGAGAUGCUUUUCAGAUGCAACAUUCUAGCACUUGUUGGAACUAAAUUGAAUACCCAAUAUCCUCCAAACAAUGUUAUUAUCUGGGAUGAUUUUCAGAGCAGGUGUAUUGGUGAGUUUUCAUUUAGAUCUGAGGUUCGUGCAGUUAAACUAAGACGAGACCGUGUUGUCGUUGUUCUUGAGCACAAGAUAUAUGUUUAUAAUUUUAUGGAUCUGAAGCUUCUUCAUCAAAUAGAGACUUUGGCAAAUCCAAGAGGUCUUUGUUGUCUGUCUCAUCACCCAAAUACGUCUGUGUUGGCAUGCCCUGGUCUGCAACGAGGACAGGUUCGGGUUGAACAUUUUGGCCUGAACAGGACAACUUUAAUCAAUGCCCAUGAUUCUAAGAUUGCUUGCUUGACCUUGACAAUGGAUGGGCUUCUUCUUGCAACUGCCAGUCUGAGAGGCACUUUAAUAAGAAUUUUCAACACAAUGGAUGGAACUAGAUUGCAAGAGGUUCGCAGAGGGGUAGACAGAGCAGAUAUAUACAACAUUGCUCUGUCUCCAAAUGUGCAGUGGUUGGCUGUAUCGAGUGACAAAGGUACUGUUCACAUAUUUAGUCUCAGAGUACGGGGAUUCGGCAAUCACCGGUCAACAGAUUCCAUUGCUGCUAAAGGUCCAGUAUCGUUUAACCAGAGCUCACCCAAUGCACUUGAGCCCUUAAUCUCUCGAAGUAGUGGUGCCAAUCCCAGUUCAUCAUUUUCUUUCUUGAAAGGGGUUUUACCCAAGUAUUUUAGCUCAGAAUGGUCCUUUGCUCAGUUCCACUUGCCCGAAAUCACCCAGUUCAUGACAACAUUUGGUUCUCAGAACACUGUCAUUGUCGUAGGCAUGGAUGGGAGCUUCUACCGGUGCAGCUUUGAUCCAGUGAAUGGAGGAGAAAUGGUGAAACAGGAGUAUAUUCGCUUUCUGAAAACUGAAAUUGCAACUCGGUAGUACUCUCCUUCAAUUUCUCUGCAUUCUUUUUCCCUCUUCCUAUGUAUAUAUACACAGAUGAUCGAUUGUACAAGUGUAUAGUGAUUGUAGAUCUUCGAUUGUCUAAUUUUUGGUGCUGAUGUAUUUACCCAAAAAAUAAAUUUACUGCGCCAUGGUUACAUGCAAAUGAUAUACUUCGUACAGAAACAGCAGGGCAUUUUAGAAAGAAAAACUAUUGUUGACGUUUA
Messenger RNA from Salvia miltiorrhiza (redroot sage), 1835 nucleotides. Its product is annotated as autophagy-related protein 18d-like. Bases 16 to 1608 code for a protein of 530 amino acids. The record is from RefSeq and is a predicted model, not a curated record. Gene Ontology annotation, cellular component: cytosol; extrinsic component of membrane; phagophore assembly site membrane. The transcript has 7 exons. Gene Ontology annotation, molecular function: phosphatidylinositol-3,5-bisphosphate binding; phosphatidylinositol-3-phosphate binding; protein binding. Lineage: Eukaryota; Viridiplantae; Streptophyta; Magnoliopsida; Lamiales; Lamiaceae. Gene Ontology annotation, biological process: autophagy of mitochondrion; protein lipidation; protein localization to phagophore assembly site.